AACAACCCUGUCCACCGUUAAUCAUCUCUCAAAAUCUCUCUACCUCCCUAGACUCCCUUCUUUCUUUCGAAUCAAACCCAUCUUUCUUCUUUUGUAUGCACCACAUAGCAAUGGAAGGUAGUACCAAAAGCCCAUCUUCUUCCAUCUAUGCUCUUGUAGCUCUUCUCACACUCCUACUCUCCACAUCCCAUCUCAAAACAUGCCAUGCUACAAGAUCACAUCAUCAUGACAAAACCAGCACUGAGUUCAUUAGAACAUCUUGUGGAGUCACCACCUAUCCUAGAGUCUGUAUUGAAUCUCUCUCUUCUCAUGCAAGUGCAAUUCAAACAAAUCCAAAGCAAUUGGCUCACGCAGCUCUCUCUGUAAGCCUCUCCAGCGCACAAACGACUUCGGCCAUUAUUUCAAAGUUGUCUACUAAACAUGGUUUCAAGAGUAAAGUGAAAGGUGCCAUGGAGGACUGCAUCGAGACCAUAGGCGACUCCAUCGAUGAGCUCCAGCAAUCUAUAGGAGAGGUAGGGCAUCUGAGCGGGCCCGAUUUCGACUUCCACAUGGACAACAUCCAGACAUGGGUGAGCGCUGCGCUGACGGAUGAGGACACGUGUAUGGACGGCUUCGAGGGUAAUGCUUUGGAUGGUGAGAUCAAGAAUACAGUGAGGAGCCAUGUCUUGAGCGUUGCACAGAUGACUAGCAACGCUUUGGCUCUUGUCAAUAGACUCAGAUCCGAUCAUGCUAAAUCACCAUAACAAGGUUUUAAUAUGGGUGCUUGCUAUUUCUCCUAAUAUAUAUGCUUGAAGGCUGCUAUAUACAUGUAUUGUAUACAGAUCUCAGUGAUGUGUGUUUGUAAAUUUCGAGUAGAGAAGCUGGUUUUUCGUAGUAACUAUUAAAAACGUAUGGAUCGAUUUGUACCGAAAUAA
Molecule: messenger RNA, 914 nt
Organism: Magnolia sinica
Lineage: Eukaryota; Viridiplantae; Streptophyta; Magnoliopsida; Magnoliales; Magnoliaceae
Product: 21 kDa protein-like
Exons: 1
Coding region: 96-743 (215 amino acids)
Biological process (GO): negative regulation of catalytic activity
Molecular function (GO): enzyme inhibitor activity
Source: RefSeq, a predicted model, not a curated record